Papaver somniferum (opium poppy) is the source of this 928-nucleotide messenger RNA. Its product is annotated as 60S ribosomal protein L13a-4-like. Gene Ontology annotation, molecular function: mRNA binding; structural constituent of ribosome. Gene Ontology annotation, cellular component: cytosolic large ribosomal subunit; ribosome. The record is from RefSeq and is a predicted model, not a curated record. The transcript is spliced from 4 exons. Lineage: Eukaryota; Viridiplantae; Streptophyta; Magnoliopsida; Ranunculales; Papaveraceae. The coding region runs from base 77 to 697 and encodes 206 amino acids. Gene Ontology annotation, biological process: negative regulation of translation; translation.
CUAAACCCUAACAAUAACGCAGAACUGCUUAGAGCUGAAAGAAAGAAAAAAAAAAUACAGCAGCAGAAGAAGAAACAUGGUUUCAGGGAGUGGCAUCUGCGCUAAACGAAUCGUUGUUGAUGCUCGUCACCAUAUGCUUGGAAGAUUAUCCUCCAUUAUCGCCAAAGAACUUCUCAAUGGACAGAAAGUUGUAGUUGUUCGAUGUGAAGAGAUCUGUCUUUCUGGUGGUCUGGUUCGUCAGAAAAUGAAGUAUCUUCGUUUCUUGAGGAAGAGGAUGAACACAAAGCCUUCUCAUGGUCCUAUUCAUUUCAGGGCUCCUGCUAAGAUCCUUUGGAGGACCAUCCGUGGUAUGAUUCCACACAAGACCAAGCGUGGUGCUGCUGCACUUGCUCGAUUUAAGGCUUAUGAGGGUAUCCCACCGCCCUAUGACAAGACCAAGAGGAUGGUUAUCCCUGAUGCUCUUAAGGUUUUGAGACUUCAACCUGGACACAAGUACUGCCUGUUGGGAAGACUUUCAUCUGAGGUUGGAUGGAGUCACGCUGAUACAAUCAAGGAACUUGAGGAGAAGAGAAAGGCAAGGUCCCAUGUGGCGUACGAACGUAAAAAGCAAUUGAACAAGUUGAGGCUCAAGGCUGAGAAGACAGCUGAAGGACAUCUUGGUGCACAAAUAGAGAUUCUUGCGUCAGUCAAGUACUAGAUUGUUUAAUGGUUUCUUUUUAAAGUGACAAUUUUGAGGAUUUUGGUGCCUGCCACUUUACUUCUGAUUUUGAGACUUCUUCCUUGUUUGGUUGCAACAUACUUCCUUUAGGAAGUGGUGGUAAUGUUAUCCUGCUAUAGGGAAUAUUUGCUGGGAAUUCGAUAUCUCACCCCUUAUGAAGUUUUAGUUACUAUUAAUUGUCUCCGAAUCUCAAGUGGUUCUUCUGCCAAA